CAAAGUUACUAUGGAAGGAAACUGUAUUAUUAGAAAUUGAAAACGUUGACCAUUAUUUCACUUGAAAUAUUGCACUGUACUACACCAGUCCGGUUGAUAUUGUCGACGCAGUAUACUUAAAAGUCAGCUAGAGGUGAAAUAUUGCACUGUGCUACUUUAAUCCAGUUGAUAUAGUCGACACAGUAUAGUUUAAAAACAUCCAGUUAUUAUCAUUGACAGAUCAAGAAGCCUAAAGCUGUUCACUACCAACUCGGUGACCAUAUUAUCAUCAGAUAAAGGGCAAACGCCCUCGUGCAUGUCGGCAAGUUUCUAAUCAACCGGAAUGUAUUGUAGGAAGUCAGUACCAGACAUAAGUUAACCAAUCAACAUGAAGACCUACUAUACACACUGGAUUUCCAUUGGACGAAACCUUUGGGCCAUCGUUUCUAUGGUUCUUAUUCCUCUGGCCUGGACAAGUGAUGAUUCCUUCACAAUAACUGGCGAUAACUGCGGCACCUUCUUGAGUCUUGACACUAGAACUAUGAACAUCCAUUGGAGAGGAGCUGCUCUGGAAGACGAUUGUACCAUCUACGUUGCUAUAUACUCGGACACUUCCAGCAACGUCAAUAACAACAGUCUGUGUGUCAGGGCAGAAGUGUGGGACAUAACAGACAAACACUUCAUCCUCACCAUUGAAUCCGGAGUAGGCCACAGCAAUAGAAAGCUCUUCAGAGCCAAUGAAAUAAAGGAAAAUGUCUCGUACUGUGCUAAUGAACAUGGCAUUCUGAACUUGCGGUUUUUCACAUAUACAAAGUCAAAAUCACAUGUGUAUCUAAAGAUAUCACAGACAUCCUUCUCAACAAGAAACUAUGACGGCCAAGGAGAACCACUACCAACAGCCGUGUAUAGACUUCUGGGAGGGAUCGGUGCGAUCAUCAUGGUCGUACUGCUAGCCUCAUUGAUACUUAAACGAAGACGUAGAGCCAGGCAAGGCCACUUCAGCAGAGGUGGUUUAGUCAUCAGUCAACCACACCACAGUGAUGAGACUAUGGUGGCUCUUUACCAACCAUCACAGAAUGAUUCGUGUACAGUCACGCCAACAAGUAGUUACAACACUAACACAAAUGGAUACUGUGGACCAGCUUCCCGCCCGUUCAUCCCUGAGUAUACAUCCCCACAACCAAUGAAGCCCCCAGAGUAUUCAGAAAAUCCAGACAAUCAACAUAGCUUUGCACAAUACCCUGAUUCAGCUCCACCAAGAUACGAGGAUGUUGCAGAGGAAAGAUCAGAAAGCAACAAAGUAUAAUAAGCCUUCAAAUCCUGCUGUAGAUUUUCAGAUGUAUGUUUGGGGCAUGCAACUUUACAGUUCUGGAAAUUGAAUUACAUAUUGAAUUUUUUUUUCUUGCCUUAUAAUGUACAGAAUAUAUCGAGAUCAGCUCUUGCCUUGCAUCAUGAUGUUGUGAAUUAAAACUUCCCCUAUAGCCUUUAUGCUCAGUUAAUGUAUAUAGAAAAAUAAAAUUUAUAUACAUUUGUACCUAUAUUUUCAUUGUAAAAACUUUAAAAAUUCUUCAUGAAUUAUGCUUGAAACAUAAUGUCUUACAUGCAAACUGCUGUCAAUAUGAUCAUACUGUGAUAAUUAUAAUAUCAAAUAUGUAGUGUUUUUGGAGCAUGUUGAUGUUGUGAUGAAUUUCUUUAGUGUAGAUUUAUUUUGAUGAAAUAGAAAUGGAUGAUUAAAAAGAUAUUUUCAGUUUAAACUGAUAUAUAUUUACAUAAAAAAUAUUGAUGUAGUACAAGAUUUCUAAAAAGACGACAAAAAAUAAUUAACGAAAUAAUUGUAAAUAUUGAAGUUUAUAGCAAUGUUUUUCUUUUUCGAAGCAUUACAUUAUUGUUUGCAAUAUAAGUAUUUCAAUAAACAAUGUAUAUACAAUACAGUAGUACAAGUGACAAUACUACUUCUGUACUUCUAUAUACAAUACAGUAGGUCAAGUGACAUUACUACUUCUGUACUUCUAUAUACAAUACAGUAGUACAAGUGACAUUACUACUUCUGUACUUCUAUAUACAAUGUAUAUACAAUACAGUAGGUCAAGUGACAAUACUACUUCUGUACUUCUAUAUACAAUACAGUAGGUCAAGUGACAUUACUACUUCUGUACUUCUAUAUACAAUGUAUAUACAAUACAGUAGGACAAGUGACAUUACUACUUCUGUACUUCUAUAUACAAUGUAUAUACAAUACAGUAGGACAAGUGACAUUACUACUUCUGUACUUCUAUAUACAAUACAGUAGUACAAGUGACAUUACUACUUCUGUACUUCUAUAUACAAUGUAUAUACAAUACAGUAGGACAAGUGACAUUACUACUUCUGUACUUCUAUAUACAAUGUAUAUACAAUACAGUAGGACAAGUGACAUUACUACUUCUGUACUUCU
This is a messenger RNA of Ylistrum balloti, 2413 nucleotides long. RefSeq lists its product as uncharacterized. The transcript is spliced from 6 exons. The coding region runs from base 368 to 1285 and encodes 305 amino acids. The record is from RefSeq and is a predicted model, not a curated record. NCBI's taxonomy places the organism in Eukaryota, Metazoa, Mollusca, Bivalvia, Pectinida, Pectinidae.